GGCCCAUAUCUUGUCUUUAGAUGCAACAAAAAGAUCGAAAGAGUUCUGUUCUGUUGUGGGGUUCCUGAGUUUUGUGUUCGUUCGGAGAAAUCAGAUUGUGAGGAAAAAAGGAAAGAAAAGAGGUUUUGGGAGAUUGGAAGAAUGGGGACAAGAGAAGUAUAUGAGGAAAAGCUAAGGAAUGGAAAUCUGCACCACGAUCCAACCAUCAACCCUGGCUUAGGUUCCGCUCGUUGUCCUCGUUGCCUCUCUCUCUUAAACCCUGAUUCCGACAAAGCUGAAUGGACAAUUACUUCAGUUUUGGAGGAUGCCACUGCAGUGGCUGGCUCUGGUAUCGGGGGAAUGCUUAGUGCAGUACAUGGCUUUAAUACUGGGAUCCCUUUCCUUCAGAAUCACAUCAAGGGACCUAAGUGGCUCCCUUUUGUAACUGGGAUUCCUCUGCUGUUAAUGUUUUCUGGCGCCAGUGCAGCUUUUGGAGGUUAUGCACUUCCAAAGUUUGCUCAGCUCAGUGUCACUUCCUAUUAUGCUGCCUCUAGUGCCUCGCAUUAUGGAAUUUCACUCCUCACGCGACACAUUGAAGAUGCAUAUGCUACUCAACAAGAAAGGCUAAGAUGAAUCCUUAAUCAUGCAUUUACUCAAGAUUCUACUUUCAUCAGUUCUGAAAUAGCAAUAUGAUGCCUAUGUGUAUAGAACUUUUGGAUGAAUCUGCUUUUUCCUUUUUAAUUAAUUUCUUUCUGAUUUUUACAUUUGUGUUCUUCUAAAAUUAAUAUAUAAUAUAGUAAUAUUCAUACAUUGAUGUAUUUCUGAGGAAUUUACUAGAAGUUUUUGCUAA
Gossypium arboreum is the source of this 829-nucleotide messenger RNA. RefSeq lists its product as uncharacterized. The transcript is spliced from 6 exons. Lineage: Eukaryota; Viridiplantae; Streptophyta; Magnoliopsida; Malvales; Malvaceae. The coding region runs from base 142 to 612 and encodes 156 amino acids. The record is from RefSeq and is a predicted model, not a curated record.